Pelobates cultripes (western spadefoot toad) is the source of this 20854-nucleotide messenger RNA. NCBI's taxonomy places the organism in Eukaryota, Metazoa, Chordata, Amphibia, Anura, Pelobatidae. The record is from the annotation of a GenBank genome assembly.
GUCUAUUCCUGGUAGCAAUGGUCUCAUUUCCUCUGCUCAUUUCUUUGCAGGUAAGUAUUGUGUGUGUUUUAUUGUCGUAUAUUUAGUCUCUGAGAGAGUAUUGUAAUAUAUAUCCCAGAUUCUGCAAGGUACCUACUUUGUGUAAUUAGCCCCAGGGAAAUGCAUGAAUUCAAUGCUGAUUGACGCAGUGCAGGAAAGAAUUGGAUUCGCUGAGAUCUUCAAGUUUGAUGAUCUCACCCAUAGAGAUAGACUGCCGUGGCGAUGGAAAAAAAGUGAGUAAAAACACCUUUCCAAUGCAAUCUAAGGGGGGCUGGGGAGAUAAAUAGGUACUUAAACACUAUAGUGUCAAGAAUACAUAUUGGUAUUUCUGACACUAUAGUGUUCCUUUAAUCUUUCUUCUUUUUAAUACAGUAAUAAUAAAUUACUUGCACAAGUGCAUGGCAACGUUUCAUCCCUAAAAGGACUUUUCUCAAAGGUUGAGAAGUGCACUUUGACCAUGUGUGUCUGAUCCUUCUGUAUCCCUCUGGAUUAUAAGCAACGUGAACAUUGAGGUCUCCACCAUCUGUGAGUGUUUUCUCUGAAGUUUAAUUUACAGGGCACACAGCUUAAAUAUAGCUUUACUGGCAAUGUGCCCGCAUGUAAAGAAGCUGUCAUGUCAGCACAAAUGCAUGUUAGUAUUAUAGGAUGUCUGGCAGGGUGGCUGAUGAGCCUUACAUAUCACCCCAAAAUCCCCUGUAUUUGUUCCAGGUGCAUAGCAAAUUUAUUUACACACGCACUUGGGCUGCACUUCGCUUUGUUUCUCCUGACACCGUGUGGCAGCAUCCCUUUGUACGGUGAUGAGAAGACUGAUGCAACUCAUUUGUCUCAUGUCAAAAUUAAGUGACAUCACAUGUUUGUGUAUUGUUUUCAGACAAUAUAUCUAUUUGUUCUAUACACCUUGUCAGUUGUAUUUUCCCUCAUUGUUUUAUUUCUUUACUUGGCCACUGCCGAUAAAUAAAAAAAAACUCCAUAUGAUACUCCAUUCUAGAUAUGUUAGUUUAUACUUGCUAAGAUUUUAUAUGCCAUUUCUCAGACAUGCAGUUGAAAGGUCUGAAAUUGGGACGGGGUGGGCUGAGGUGUCUCUGACCAUGACUAAAAUGAGUGGUCCUGCGCAUAUUUAGAGCAGGGCCACCGAUAGAAGGGGCAUGUAAGCCUGGGGUAAAUGCGUGGCGGUCUGACUAACCGCCAUGAACUACCCUCAGGGCAGGCCAUGCAGAGAUCCCUGAUGAAGUGUGUGGCAGGACCGCUGACGGACUAUGAAUUGCCCUUAUGUGUGGAUGUACUCUCCUGGAAUGUAUGUUUUCCCAUGUUCUCUGUGAUUUUCACAUUGAAUCCUGCAAAUUGCUUUUUAAACACACAGGGGCGCUCUUGUGCAUGGAGUCCUGUGCGCCGGACCACCCUGAUACUCCAUUUCGAACAUGUGCUUAGAACGAGGAGUGAAAACCGCAGACCACAAGGGAAACAAGCGGCGCGUGCUUCCUCUGGGUGGCCACCGGUUCGUAUCACCAAAUGCCCGAAACCGGCCUGCGUGCACUGUCUUCAAUCCCCGUGUCGGGGAUCAUCCCACGUGCUAUUUGGCAUCACGUACCCAGGGGUGGGGCAAAUUUAGAUUGGGGAGGGGAGUGCCCAAAUUUUGUCAUGCCUAGGGCAGCAAAAAUGCAAAAUACACCACUGACCCCCAGAGGUGCCAGGGUUGGGAACCGCUGGAUUAUAGUUCAAAAUACAAAACUGUAUUCCUAACACUAGAGUGCCCCUCUGUGACCUCUAUAUCUUAAGUACCCUUUCUUUCACUUACAUGAUUCCAGUGCUGAGCUGCCUUGGCACUGACUCGGUCUCCUCCUCUCACAAUGUCAUGGCGAUGGGGAGAACUAAUGUGCAUGCACAGUGAGCACUGUGUGUACAUUAGGACUUCCCCAUAGAAAAGCACUGAAUCAAUGCUUUCUUCUGUGGAUUUUAAAGAACCUGGACACCCUCAUGCAAACCAUGAGGACACCCAGUGUUUCAUAGAGUUAACCUCUGUGAAGCGCCUCUAGUGGCUACCUGGAAGACAGCCACUAGAGGUGGAAUUAACCCUGUAAUGUAAUUGUGUCAGUUUCUCAGAAAAUGUUUUACAUUGCAGGAUUAAGGGGACAGUGGCACUGCACCCAGACCACUUAAAUGAGAUGAAGUGAUCUGAGUGCCUAUAGUGGCCCUUUAAUUCUUUGCUCAGCAGCAAAGUAAAUCUCUAUCUCUGGGUGACAAGUUUUAUGUAUAAUAUAAAGGUUUAUAUGUUGGUUAUCAGGCCAUUGAAAGUAAUUUCUUUAUGCGCUGUUCACUUCCCGAUAUCUAUCUAUCUCUAUCAGGAAAUGAACAGCACAUAAAGAAAUUACAUAGUUACAUAAAUAUAUAUAUUAUAUAUAUAUAUAUAUAUAUAUUUAUUUUAAUUCUAUAUAAGUAGAAACAUAUGUACUUGUGAUGCCACAAGAGCAUAAGCAAGUAAUUCAAUGACAUACAUAGUAACAUAAAGCAUGGCAUGCAUAAACGUUGCACAUUUUUUAAAUAACAUUUUAGUAAAAUUAAGAAGAAACAAGCAAGUUGAUAAUGUCUAGCUGUUAGGCUGAAGAAUAAUUUUGCUUCGGUAUGCUAGGCUUUAUAUAACAGUAAAUCUUGUCAAAGAGCUUGCUAGAACAGAUCCCUAGCACAGUCUGCUUCACUUUUGAAUCAUAAAGGCACCUAUCCACAACAGGCAAUGCUCAUGUGUCUGAACAUGUGCCAUAAUCUAAUCUUUCUAGGCAACGUUCUUCAGACAAGAGAAUGCUAAAAAGGUAUGAUUAUGGAUAGUCAUGCUAGGUAAACUAUAAGUAUACUAUCAAACUCGCAGGUAUUAUAACAGGAAUAUAACACCCCUGGGGCCCACUGCAAGAACACCAAGCACAUAAAGAAAAAACUGAAAGCAUAUGCCCCUAAGGCACCAAAUGGUCAGAAAAAAAAUAUGAUGCUCAGGCUGUAAUGCUGGUAGGAUGCUAAUGCCUAGGAUAUGGUUUCUUGUUACAAGAGAAGUUCCGCUAUAUAAAGUUGGUGACUUACCGGUAUCUAAAAAUGUUUUUCGUAAGGACACGUGGAAGGGCAGUCCCUAAUGUAAACAAUUUUAUUUUUUUAUUUUUUUUAAUUCUUUAUUUUUGUUGUGGAAAAAUCUCCACUGGUUUUAAUAGUAAUAUACAGUCAUCCAAUGCGUAAGAAUAAGAAUUAAACAUAACAUUAAGUAGUAGUAUACAUGAGACAAUCUUGGUGAGUCGCGUUAACAUCUCAGGUGGCGAAGUGUAUAGAUAAAACAGAAGACAUAGAACACACUAAUCAGUAUCUCACGUUAGCUGUUCCUGUGGGUGUAAAAUGUAUAUUAUGAUGUGGCUCUCUAGCAGCCCAUGAGGGUUUUGGGCAAUCACAUUGAUGUGGCGUGCUAGUCGCCUGAGGGGGUUCAAAGUUUACAAUAUGAUAGAACCCGCUAACAGCACUUGAGGGCUUAGGGUUAAUAGAUUGGUGUAGCAUGCUAGCUGUUCUGGCGAACUUAAAGUGUACUUUAUGGUUUUAACUCUCCGACAGGUCAUGAGGGCUUGCGACCAUUAGGUUAGUACGAUAUGUCGGCGGCCCAAGCGGGCUCGUAACAGGCAAUAUGGGGUAUCUCUUUAGCGAUUCAUGUAGGGUCAGAAGCAUAAUGGCCACACUUAUAAGCUUAAAAGAUAAAUAUUGUGGUACAUCAUGCUAGUGACUUUUGUGCUGUUAGAAGUAACGCUCAUUGGUAGGGCAUUAGCGGCUUGUGUGAAUGUAAUAUGUACUCAUUAAUGAAACAUGUUAGUAACUUUUAUAAUGUUUAAAUAAACUGUAAUAAGUGGGGGGAUGUGAUUAACAGCCACACUGUAUGCCAAUGAAGUGUUAUUGUGUUCUAAUACAGGGAUCCAAGCCCCCAUUCUACCCUUAGGCAAUAAUGGAGUCCCCUGUGAAGCACAUGGCCUUUCACCAGGCAAAAUCAGUUGGGUUGUUGAUAAACUCCUCCUCCAUUCCCUUCCAAUGCAAUCCCUCUUCCCCCAGGAGGCACUCUGGUUCUGUUAGAUCCUAAGGGAUUGACUGAGGGAGGUGUGUCCAGCAGAAGGAGGGGCUAACCUGUUUAAAGCCCUGUGAAUAGCACAUUUUCUCUCUCUUUGAAUUACCUCUCUUCACCUUCUCUCUCUCUCUCCCCUCUCCCCACUAUACACACCCUCUCUCUCUUACUCUCAGCUGCUGAUCAAUGGAGUGGUAACUGUAUCAUGUGUCUAUGCCUGUUUUACUAUGUUAAUUUAGCCUACUUUCCAUUCAGUCAAUGAUUAGUUUUAGUAGCAACAUAUACUAGCCUAUUUCAAAUGUAUAUGUAUUGUUUAUUUGUUUGAUUAGCCUCUAUUAAUAAAUAUUAUUGAAUUGCCGAAAGCAAGGAGUGUGGACUUUGACUUUACACUCUUAAGUUAAUGUUAUUAUUAAUUCCAAGUUUAUUCCAACUUGUGGUGAGUUAAACGUUUAUUACAUAAACAUAGUGGUAGAACACAUUUGAAACUCAUGUGGUGUUAAAAUAAACAUGUUGAAAGCACUCAUAUGUAGCUCAAGUGGAUUUCGCAUAAGGUGUUGCGGUAGAAUAUGUAAGUAACUCUUAUGGGGUUAAGUCACAUAUAUUAAUAGCACUCGUUAGUUACUCAUGUGGGGUUAUAAUAAACAUUUUAGUCAUAUACGGUAACCUCUCUUAUUGGAGUCAAUAUUAUCACAAUAUUAGGACAUAUCAGCGGCUCUUGUGAGGCAAAAAAAAAAAAGGACGGCGGGGGGAGGGGGAAUAAAAAUCUAGUCUACGGUGCAUGCUAGUAUUACACACAAAGUAAAAGUGUCUCUCUGCAGAUCUGGAAUAAUUAGUGCAGCUGUGGGAGUAUCAACUGAGGGAUCAAAAUAAAUAGAUCCCCCCAAAAAAAGAAAAAAGGAAAAGAGGGAAAAAACAAAUAUUAAAGUCAGUCUCGUGUUAUGCAGCCGGGCUUAAGUCUCAUUUGAGCCUCUGCUCUGGCCUGUUAGUUAUCUUAGCAGUGGCCUCCCCUCACGGUUACCUGACCUGUGGAGGGCGCUGCGCCAGGGUUUUCUCCCCUCUCAGUGGUGUGAUUGUCUGUUGGUAUAGUCCGGUGCUCCAUGGGCGCAGCGGGCGAUGGCUGUGGUAAUUGGAGCUUCUUCAGGAAGGCCGCCGGAUUCUCCGCCACGGACAGCGUCAACACUGCAUCUCCAUGUGGUACUACCAGGGUACCCGAUGCACCCUACCUGUACCUGACUCCGUGGUCUUUGAGGAGUUUGGUGACUGGCAUGAAUCAGCAGGACAGCGAAAUGUAGGUCGUCGAAGAUUCAUACUUGGCAAUUUUUCACCGCUAUGAGGAGUGUGCUCCGUGAGCUGGUCAGCAUUGCUGUCUUCACUGCCGAGCUCCGGAUGACCGCGAUAAUGUCUCUGGGGGCAUCCACAGGGGCUGUUGUGGCCUUCCAUAUACGGAACACGGAGGACACGGGCGGCAGCCCUCCCUCUCCCCUCACCUCCAUCAGACCGGCCAUUUUGUUGGCAAACUCUAGUACUGACUCCGGUCCCAUCAUCCUCUUAUACAUAUGUUUUUCUUUCAGUGCCUGGUCUCCAUGGUAGUGACGGUGCGGGUGAGUCGCUGGAGCUGCUGGGAGAGAUCCAGUAUUCUCCCAAACCAUGCCUAGAGCCAGAUACGAGUUACUGCUGAGAUUUUUACAUUUCAGUGACAAUACCCUCUGUCACCCCAGAGAUCACCCCCCAUACGAUAGGCUUCAUAAAAUACGCCCACUGCUAGACCAUUUUCAGGACAAAUUUUCGGAUGUUUAUACCUCCCAACAAAAUUUAUGCAUAGAUGAAUCGCUAAUGAAAUCCAAAGGGAGAUUAGGGUUCAGACAAUACAUCCCCUCAAGGCGCUCUAGGUAUGGCAUAAAACUGUACAAACUGAGUGAGAGCGAAAGUGGACACACUUUUGCCUUUCGUGUAUAUGAGGGGAAAGAUGGUCAACUGGACCCUCCUGGCUGUCCUGACUCCCUGGGGACAAGUGGGAAACUUGUAUGGGACCUACUAAACCCCUUGUUUAAUAAAGGUUACCACCUUUAUAUGGAUAAUUUUUAUAGUAGUGUCCGUCUGUUUAAAACACUUUAUGGUUUACAGACACUGGCCUGCAGCACUGCCAGAAAAAAUUCCAAAGAUUUUCCACGAUCUCUCAUAGAGGCAAAAUUAAAAAAAGGCGAAUGUAAAGCACUUCGCAAAGCUGAAGUGCUUGCACUAAAAUUUAGAGACAGGAAGGAUGUCAACAUGCUAACCACCAUCCAUGACGUACGGAUGUCAGACGUCUCUGUCCGAGUCCAAUCCGGUUUGUAGCAGGGCGUAUAAUAAGUACUUGGGGGGUGUUGAUUUGGCUGAUCAGCUGAUGCAGCCAUAUCUUAUUUUACGAAAAACCAAAGCAUGGUAUAAAAAGGUGGCUAUCUAUCUGAUGCAAAUAGCAACCCACAACUCAUUUUUGCUUUUUAAAAAAAAUAAUCCAGGGAAAAAUACCUUUCUCCAAUUUCAGUUGAAAAUAAUUUCUUUAACAAUUUAUGGAGAUGGACAAGUUCCAACAAUGGUGAGUCCAGACAUUUUAUUUUUAAGUUACCGCCAACUGCUAGAACCCCACCCGACCCCCCAGAAACGGGUCUGUUUUAAAAACAGGAAAAGGACAGACACCCCUUUUCACUGUCCUGAUUGCCCUUCGAAACCAGGACUGUGUGUAGGAACAUGUUUCAAGCUGUACCACACAGAACAGUUGUAAGAAGUGUUCCUGAAUUUUUAUUUUAUUUUUUGUUUCUUUGGAAAGCAGCCAUUUUUUGUUAGUCAGUUUCCUUCCCCCAAAUCUCCAGUUAGAAUCUAUUUGCAGGAGUCAGUUUAAAGAUUGCUGCUAAAUGUACAUUUGCUACCUGUACAUUUGGUCUAACAAGUUUUGUGGCAGUAACACAUAACCAGCUGGCCAAAACCAGAUGACGUGUGCAUAAAAACCAGAAUUAAAAAAUUACCACUACACUUUCUUUGGGGGGCAAAAUGGUUGAGGGAAAGAAGUCAAAACACCCCAUCUUCUAUAACCUUUAAUGUCUACUUUAUAAAAAUAUAUACUAUAUACUGUCAUGAUGGUAACAUUAACUGGGGGGUGCAAAAAUAUGUCAAACUGAAGAUAGACCAAGCAUACCUAUAUAUCAAGUUGAAAAACUGACAUGUACAAGUUCUGAUUGUUGCCUUUUGGCCCCCAAACAACCCAGCAAUCCUAUACAUGGGUAUCACUGUACUCGGGAGAUGUUGCUGAACACAUAUUGGGGUGUUGUUUGGCAGUGACACAUAACAGGAUCUGUUAAUUCAUGCCUAAAGUACAAUGUGUGUGAAAAAAAACAGAAAAAAAAUUACUAACUCUAUGUUUGACAAAGCCUGGUGGUAGAAUUAGUGCAUGGAAAGUGUUAAAAUACCACCAUGUGAAAUACCCUAGGGUGUCUACUUUUCAAAAAUAUAUGGUUUGAAGGGGGUAAAAUACAUUGGCCAGCUUCAAAAAUGUCCCAAAUAGGACAUGCAUGCAGGUUGACUACAUGUCAAAAUUCAAAGCUGGGAAACUGAUAAAUGUGGCCUUUUAGCCCUCCAACAACCCGACACACCUAUACAUGGGGGGUAUCCCUGUACUCGGGAGAUGUUGCUGAACACAUAUUCGGGUGUUGUUUGGCAGUGACACCUAACGGAAUCUGUGAAAUUAUACCCGAAUUACAAUGUAUGUGAAAAAAAUAAAAAAAAUAAACUACCUAUGCAAAGUUUGGUAAAGGUUUGUGGUAAAAUGGCUGCAUAGAAAGUAUCAAAAUAUUCUUAGAUGAAUACUCUGGGUUAUCUAGUUGAAGAAAAAUACAUACAUGUGGGGUGUUUUUUUUGGAGAUUUAUGACAUAACAGUGUUACAAUGUUACUAUUGAUACAUUUGAAAAAUGUACAUUUUGAAACAGUAAUUUCCUACUUGUACUUCUAGCCCUAUAACUUGCAAAUAAAAUCAAACAAACACAUAAACAUUGGGUAUUUUUAACCCCUUAAGGACUGGACUGUUUUUGUGAUGUUGUACAUUUGCGACCAGGCAUAUUUUUACACUUUUGUGGUGUUUGUGUUUGGCUGUAAUUUUCCGCUUUCUCAUUUACUGUUCCCAUACAAAUUAUAUAUUGUUUUUUUCAGGACAAAAGGGGCUUUCUUUACAUACCAUUAUUUAUAUAAUCUCAUGUAUUUUAAUUUAAAAAAAAUAAAAAAAUCUGAUGAAAAAUUGAAAAAAAUACAUGUUUUUUGACUUUUACUUGAAAAAUCUUUUACUCAUCUACAAAAGCGAAUGAAAAAAACUGCUAAAUAGAUUCAAAAUUUUGUCCUGAGUUUAAAAAUACCUAGUGUUUACGUGCUUUUUUGCUUUUUUUUGCAUGUUAUAGGGCUAUAGGUACAAGUAGGAUAUUGCGGUUUCAAAACAUACAUUUUUAAAAUUUAUCAAUAGUGACAUUGUAACACUAUUAUCUGUCAUAAAUCUCUGAAUAACACCCCACAUGUACAUAUUUUUUUUAAAGUAGACAACCCAGGGUAUUCAAUAUGGGGUAUGUCCAGUCUUUUUUAGUAGCCACUUAGUCGAAAACACUGGCCAAAGUAUGCAUUCAUAUUUGUUUGUGUGUGAAAAAAGUAAAAAAACUAAAUUGAACGCUAAUUUUGGCCAGUGUUUGUGACCAAGUGGUUACUAAAAAAGACUGGACAUACCCCAUUUGCAAUACCUUGGGUUGUCUUCUUUUGCAAAUGGUAUGCCAUCAUGGGGUAAUUCUCAUUCCUGGGCUACCAUACGCUCUCAAAGGCAACGUAACCAACCUGGCCAUUUUCAAUGUAAAAAUAUUUGACCCAUAUAUUUGACCUUGUAACUUUCAAAAAUGCUAUAAAACCUGUACAUGGGGGGUACUGUUUUACUCGGGAGACAUCGCUGAACACAGAUAUUAGUGUUUAAAAACUGGAAAACGUAUCACAACAAUUAUAUCAUCAGUAAAAGUGCUGUUUGUGUGUGAAAAAUGCAAAAAAAGUCACUUUCACUGACAAUAUCAUCGCUGUGAUAUGUUUUACUGUUUUGAAUCACUAAUAUUUGUGUUCAGCGAAGUCUCCCGAGUAAAACAGUACCCCCCAUGUACAGGUUUUAGGGUGUCGUAGAACGUUACAGGGUAAAAUACAGUGCUAGCAAAUUAAAUUCUCUGGAAUUUCGGCCUGGGUUGGCAGGCAGGUCCCUCAAAUUGCAAUCAAUAAAAUUACUGAAUUAUGUAAAAAUAUUACAUAAAUACGCACGUAGAAUUUAAAUAUAUAUGCAUAUUUAUAUAUUUGAAGUCUAUGUGUAUAUUUAUAUAAUUAUUUAUGUAAUUUUGUAUAUGGACAUAUGUAUAUUUCUUAUUAUUUUUAUUUAUUUUUAUAUACAUAGAUAUAUAUAUACAAAUUCAUUCUAAGUGUAUUUUGAUAAAAAUAUAUAUAUAUUAAUUUUAAAAUACAGUUAGAAUAAAAUUUCAUAUAGCUAUAUAAUUUUUUUAAAAAUUUUUUAUUAUUAUUUUAAAAAUGUUUUAUUUAAUUUAAAUUACUUAUUAUUUAUAUUUUAUAAUAUAUAUAUAUACAAUAUAUAUAGUUAUUAUAUAUAUUAUAUAUAUACGUGUGUAAUUUAAUUAUAAGUGUAUUUUUAUAUUAAUAUAAGUAUUAAUAUAAAAAUACACUUAGUAUGACAUAUAUAUAUAUGAUAUAUAGACAUAUUAUAUAUAUAUAUAUAUAAUAUAUGUCUAUAUAUCAUAUAUACACAUAUAUAAUUAUUAUUUUUUUUUAUUAACACUAACUUUAUUUUUUUUUCUGAUUUUACACUAGCAGGGAGACUGCCUGUCAGUACAGACAGUCCCCCUGCAGGCAGACACAUGGACACCUAUUGUGACCAUGUGAUCGCUGUGUUAAGCGAUCACAUGGCCACAGGGGUCCUAAUUCAGUUUGGGGAGACUGUCUGGGCUGCAGGCAGUCUCCCCACAAUCGGAGCCACGCUGAUCGCCGCCGGGGGAACGACGGCGAUCAGGUAAGUACCUCUGACCGUUAGGACGGUUCAGGACCGUCAUCGGUCGGCAAUGGGAAAAUGCCGAUGACGGUCCUGAACCGUCCUGGGUCGGGAAGGGGUUAAACUCAGGACAAAAUUUUGAAUCUAUUUAGCAGUUUGUUUCAUUCGAUUUUGUAGAUCAGUAAAAGAUUUUUUAAGUAAAAGUCAAAAAACUUUUUUUAAAAUUUUUCACCAUAUUUUAUUAUUAUUUUUAAAUUCAAUUAUAUGACAUGAUAAAAAUAAUAGCAUGUAAAGAAAGCCCUUUUUUGUCCUGAAAAAAACAAUAUGUAAUUUGUAUCGGAACAGUAAAUGAGAGAGCGGAAAAUUACAGCUAAACACAAACACCACAAAAGUGUUAAAAUAGCUCUGGUCCUUAACGUACAAACAUCGCAAAAACAGUCCGGUCCUGAAGGGGUUAAGAUUGUAGCAUUGUAUAAUUAUACGUAUCACCAGCUAUUUAAGAGGCAUACAGCGAAUGUCUAACACCUUUAGAUAUAAGUAAACCAUCAAUAUUAAAGAUAAGAAAAAUUAUUAAAAAAAACAAGCUUUUUAUUUUCUCAAUAAAAAAACAGUUAUAGGAAAUUCCACCAAUCAAGUAAAUAUACACACUGUCAUAAUGACCUGGUGGCAUUUAGAUAAAUAUCAGAAAUAACAGAUUUCUAUGGUCAUGUUAUUUUUUAUUCAAUAUUUUAUACUCUUUUUAUGUAUCUGAUUUCAUAUCGAUGGUAUUUAUCUAAAUGUCACCAGGUCAUUAUAUGACAGUGUAUAUAUUUACUUGAUUGGUGGAAUUUCCUAUAACGUUUUAUUUUUAUUGAGAUAAUAAAAGGCUUGUUUUUUUAUAAUUUUUCAUUACUCAUGCCAGGAUAGAGGGACACAUGCAAACAUACAGGGUUAUUCAAUAAAAACUGAAUGGCCCCGCAAGGCUAUUUGGUAUUAAAAAAACUACACAAUUAUUUUCUUGGUUAGAAAAAAAAUAUUGCAUUAGCACUGUUUAAGGCAUGUCAAACCAGGUUAAUUGUUUAACAAAACGACCUUCAGAUAGAGAAUAGUCAUUUUCUGGAUAAGUAACUGAACUCCAAGUUCAGGUACAGACUGCACUACAGAGCGCACAGCAUUGAAUGCUACAGAACGUUCGCUUUAUAGAACCUUUCCUGGACUUCAUGGUAGAACAUCUGUGAUUGGUUAUUACGGCCGGCACAUGUUUACACGCCACCAAUAACUAUCUGAGUUUCACUUCCUUGUUGAAGGAUCAGAGACUCGUUAUUGAUUUGUUACCAGCAUGGACUUCUGCUGUUUUCAUUGGCUGACUCGUUCUAUAGUGAGUCAUGUGAUGACACUGCUGUUUCAGAGUUGGACUGACUUCCUGGAUUUCACUGCCUACUAUUCACUUACAAGGUGCUCAGGUAGGUCUCUGUAUAUAUAUGGUAUAUAUAUGGUCUAUAUCUACAUAACAUUCUGCUUAAUUACGGCUAUACCAAUAAGAUUUCAGCAUGUUUACACACAUUAGCAGACCCCAUCAGAUACACUUAUCAUACACUUUUACAUGUUAUACAUAUACAAGGAUAGUUGGAACAAUGUUCCUGUAAUUGUUCAAUAAUAGUUCCUAUGUGGGGCAAGAGGAUGGUGAUCCAGAGAUGAAUUUGGAGCCAAUAAGGAUUUUUUCCCCCACCAGAUUAUUGCAUUGGUGGAAAUAAUUCAAAGGGACGCUUCAGUUUUGCUUUAGUGCUUUAUAUGUAUGGAGUUUGCCAUUUCUUAUUAUUUAGAAAAUUGCAUAUUUCAACUGAAAGAUUUCAGACUGCCCUGGAAGUUGUCUUCCACUCCUUCAGCUCUGUUGAACUAAGGUAAGUAGCAUGCCUACUUAGCUAGAGUGCGCUUGUAUUUGGCUUCUUCACUACACUGCUAACAAUUCUCAAUGAGUUGUACAAGAACUCCAUGAGAUGUGUGAAUGAAAACGCACCACAGAGGCUUAUUUGAGCUGCUAAUUUGUAAUAUACCCUCCCCCCCCCCCACCCCCACAAAACCUGCAAAAUCAAUUAAAUGUGUUUGUUUUCUUUGAAGUAUAUCAACUAAACAGAUGUAUUUUUAAAAAAAAAUGUACAAGUCAUGUUUUCAGUUUGUAUAUUUUGGCCGUAAAUUUGAGAUUCAAUUUGAAUUUUCAAUUUAAUGAAUGACCCAGACCACGUCACUUCACUAAACUCACUUCAAAUUCUCUCUUUAGUGAAUAACCCUUUAAAGUAAGAAAUUGCUGGGAAUUCAGAGUAAAUUUAAGGCCAAACUGAAAACAAACGUGACUUGGAAAAUCUAUCUAAACCAACUAUUUUGUUUUAAAUAUUGAAAUUCACUUAGAAUUCCAAGCAGUUCUCACAUUUUUGAAUAUAAAACGUACAGUGUUCAUAAAAUAGUAAGGUUCACUUGGCUUAAAAACACUUAUUUUGUAUUGCCAGGUUAGCAUUCACAAUAUCAUUUAAUGGAAACAAAAAAUAAACAGCAAAAGAUAUAUCUUUAAAAAAAAUUAUUGUACCAGGAAUACAUUAAACGUUGGUACGGCCCUUUUGGUUUUAAACCCACAGAUUUGCCCAGAAUCCAAAGUUAAAAUCUCUGAGUGUCUCUCUCUAAGGCUUCAUGCAUAGUUCCAUUUUACUGCCUUCACAUUUAGGUUCCAUGUAGGCACACUGACACGAUGAUUUAGGCACACAAUUAUGACAUUGCUCAUUUGCCCGUCCAGUGGCCUUUGUCAAAGUGUUAGUCGUCAUCAUUGCAACUUAGUGUCCAAGCAAUAUAUAAAAGGAAUUCAAAGUUCUUAAAUUGCCCCCCUAGAUAUUGGAGACAAAAGUUCUUACACUGUCAGAAGUUACAAUAAUUUCUCAUAGGACUUAAGAAAUAUAUUUGUCUGUUUGUGUUACUUUUUUGAGUGGAAGGGGGGCAAGCAUCAAAAUGCCAUGCAAAUAAUAUUAAUACUUUUAUUCUCGCUAGGCACACCAUCUAUCCAUGGCUUCUUACUUUGAAGAACAUAACUGUGAACCUACUGUUCCUGAGGAGCAGUAUCGUCAGAAUGCCCUUCUAGAGUUGGCAAGGUAGUCAUGAAAACAUUGAGUUUUACUGGUUUGUGGUUUUUAGAAUUAUUUUUUUGUUUGUUUUUAAGGUCACUGACUUGAACAGUGCUGGAUUUGUACAUAAUGUAAGAUAAUCUACUUGUACAUUAUCAGUACAGGCUCAGUCAGUGCAGGGUUUGUACGUAAUGUGAUGUGAUUACAGAUUAUCAGGACAUGCUCAUUCAGUGCUAAAUUGAAAGUAAUGUAAGGCAAAUUAUUAUGUCCAGGCAGUGCUUGGUUUGCAUCUAAUGUACUACAGAUUAUCAUGAUGGACCCAAGAAGUCAUAUGCUUUAUUUCCUAACUGCUUGAUGUUACUGAUAAUCAGACAUGGAUAGACCUUACUAGAUGUUAAAUCCAAAUGUGAUUUUAUGAUUUUGAAGUGAUAGGUCCAUAUAAUGUUUAAAUUAUGUAUAAAUAAAGGUGACAUGGUGUCAGAUUUGAGUUUAAAGUCUAGUCCUUUUUUCUAGGAGUCUUCUCAGUGGAAUGGAUAUCGAUCUUGGGGGUUUGGACCUUACAGAAUGGGAUCAGCGACUUCCGCCUCCAGCUUCCAAAAAAGUGGUGGAAAAUUUGCCAAAAGUUACUGUAAAACCAGAGCAAGCAGGUAGGAGGACACAUACUGAAUGGUAAAAGAAUGAAGGACUUGUAGAGUCCCAAGUACUUGAUUAAAUUGUCUCUUCCUUGCCGCUACAGAUGCUGCUCUUAAGUGUCCUGUUUGUCUGUUAGAAUUUGAGGAGGGUGAGACAGUCCGCCAAUUACCUUGUGAGCAUCUCUUUCAUUCUGCCUGCAUCCUGCCCUGGCUUGGAAAGGUAAUCACUAUUGCAUCCUUCUCUGACUUGCUGUACUUUUCCAUAAAGUGAAUCUUUGGGAAGAAACUGUUCUGUCUGCUGCCUUGAGAGGGAAUCAUAUGAAGAGCAGCUAUGGUGGACCUGUCACUUGCCCAAAUUUCACAUCAUAACACUUUGCAUACUGCAUAAACAUUUGCAAUAGUGUUUUGAUUACCAAUAUUGGUUAAAAGAAAGCAUUAAGGAUAUAUUAAUUUGCUUACUACUAGUGGCAAAUUAAGCUACUCUUGUCAGAAUACAUAGUUACAUAGUUGCGUCCAUCAAGUUCAGCCUUCCUCACAUUUGUUUUUUUGCUGUUGAUCCAAAAGAAAGCAAAAAAAAAACCAGUUUGAAGCACAAUUUUGCAACAAGCUAGGAAAAAAAAUCCUUCUUGACCCCAGAAUGGCAGUCAGAUUUAUCCUUCGAUCAAGCAGUUAUUACCCUACAUUGAAAGAUUAUAUCCUUGAAGUUAACCAAUUACAAUUAUUCUGCAACCAUGGGUUCUUCCUUAAUAUAUACGGAGGAGAAAUAUAUUUAAAAUUCCUGCCUUUUCCUGGUCUUCAUUAACUAACACCCCCAUUUCUGUUUUUAGUGUACCUACACUUUCAUUUUUGUUGUUUUUUAGAAUUUAUGUACUUAAAAAAUGCUUUGGGGUUGGUUUACCUCUCUUUAGCUAUCAUUUUUUCAUUUUGAAGUUUAGCAAGUCUAAUUGCCUUUUUGCACGCAUUAUUUGCUUCCUUAUAUCUUUUAUAAGAUGCAUCUGAUUUGUCCGAUUUAAAUGUUUUAAAUGCCCUUUUCUUAUUUUUAAUCUCUUGUUUUACUUCUCUACUAAGCCACAUUGGUUUUAAAGGGACACUAAAGUCACCUGAACAACUUUAGCUUAAUGAAGCAGUUUGGGUGUAUAGAACAUGCCCCUGCAGCCUCACUGCUCAAUCCUCUGCCAUUUAGGAGUUAAAUCCCUUUGUUUAUGAACCCUAGUCACACCCCCCUGCAUGUGACUUGCACAGCCUUCCAUAAACACUUCAUGUAAAGAGAGCCCUAUUUAGGCUUUUUUUAUUGCAAGUUCUGUUUAAUUAAGAUUUUCUUAUCCCCUGCUAUGUCAAUAGCUUGCUAAACCCUACAAGAGCCUCCUGUAUGUGAUUAAAGUUAAAUUUAGAGAUUGAGAUACAAUUAUUUAAGGUAAAUUACAUCUGUUUGAAAGUGAAACCAGUUUUUUUUUUCAUGCAGGCUCUGUCAAUCAUAGCCAGGGGAGGUGUGGCUAGGGCUGCAUAAACAGAAACAAAGUGAUUUAAUUCCUAAAUGACAGUGAAUUGAGCAGUGAAAUUGCAGGGGAAUGAUCUAUACACUAAAACUGCUUUAUUUAGCUAAAGUUAUUUAGGUGACUAUAGUGUUUCUUUUAUAUUUAUUUCCCAAUGGUACAUACUGAGAAAUGUACCUUUCUAAUAUUUGUUGGAAGAUGAUCCAUUUAUCCUCAGUGUUCUUUUCACUAAAGAGUUUAUGCCAGUCAAUAUAUUGUAAAGCUGCCCUUAACUUAUUGAAAUUGGCCUUUUUAAAAUUAUAUGUUUUAGUAUACCCCACGUGCUUUUGUUUUUCUGAGUUUAUUUCGAAGGACACUAUAUUGUGAUCACUAUUUCCCAAGUGCUCACCUACUUGGAUGUUGGUCAAAAGAUCAAUGUUGUUUGUUAAAACCAGGUCCAGACAAGCAUUCAAUAUGACAGAGUAGAUGACAUGUCAAUCUCCAUUCAUUUUAGCUGGGGCUGUGACAUGACAAGUGAGAAUUCAAAAUUUUAAAUGGACAAUAUAGUCACCAAAACCACUUUAGCUUAAUAAAGCCGUUUUGGUGUAUAGAUCAUGCCUCUGCAGUCUGACUGCUCAAUUCUGCCAUUUAGGAUUGAAAUCACUUUGUUUAUGCAGCCCAAAUUCUGUUUAAUUUAGAAUUUAUCUCCUGCACUGCUAAUAGCUUGCUAAACCCUGGAGUAACCUCCUGUAUGUAAUUAAAGUAUUAAAGUUACAUUUACAGCGCAGGAGAUAAAAAACAAAAAAAAGUUUUGGGUAAGUUAGAUCUGACUUAAAACUGAAACCAUUUUUGUUUUCAUGCAGACUGUGUCCUUCAUGGUCAGGGGAGUUUUGGCUAAGGCUGCUAAACAGAAGCAGAAGUGAUUUAACUCCUAAAUGGCAGACAAUUGAGCAGUGAAACGGAGGCCUGAUCUAUCCACAAAGACUGUUUCAUUAAGCUAAAGUUGUUUUGAUGACUAUUGUGUACCUUUUAAGGCCACCAUAGCAAAAACUGAAAAUGGGUAGCUUAGAGAAUUUGACCUUACAUUUGAAAUUCACUUUAGUAAAUAACCCUGUUUAGUGUUUUUGUUUUGCACGAUGUUGCCAGAGAUGCAUCUCUCGUUUACUAUGUGGAAUGCAGAGAAACUACGAUAGCAAUUCAGCCUUUGCCUUUUUUCUUUUUGUUUGUUAAAUCUAUUUUUAUUUUAGAUGAUUCAUAUCAUUAUUAUAGAUCACAAACUGACAGUCACUAUCAGGGUUUUUCACAUUAAGUGUGAAUUGAAAGCAAUUCAAAGUGAAUUUCAAAUUUGACACCAUAAAAGCUGAAUUGGGUACAAAAAUCAAGUCAACUGUGUUUACUUUGGCUAUUUUAUUAUCACUUAACUUUGAUUCCUGACAAAUCACUUAUAGUGAAUAACCAUGAUAGUGUGUUGUCAAUCAAUGUUUUGAGGUCAUGCAAAUCUCAAAUAACAAAUCAAAGUAUAUGAGAGUCAAGGCAGAAAUCGGACGUGUCACAUACAACCAGCCAUUUUAUAUUUCGAUUUCUGGACAAUACUCAAUGUUACACAACAUGUCUAUACCUUACUUUAUAUAUUUAAGGUGUGGUAAAGAGAAGGCAAAUUGAGCAGUGCACAUGUAACAGUAUGAAAUAUAGCAGCGAUAUAUGCACUGGUAGAGAGAUCUAGUGUUAAUAAUAUAAACACCUAUAUGUAAUAUAACUUUGUAGGCAUUUAGGCUCAUUAGCAUUACAACAUAUGUUACGACAACAAGGUGACCUGACAUAAUAUUCAGAUAGUCAAAAAUAGUAAAAUGAAACGUAGAGUGAGACAUAGCUAAAACAUUUAAGACACCACUUAGCGUCAUGGAAAUACAUUUCUUGGUAAGCUGUCAGACUCCUUGUUUUUGGCAGAACAGAGACAGGGGCAUCCUAGAACCAUAUAGGCAUGCUCCCUCCCCACUUUUACAAAAUCCACCAACCAACCUCCAGGCAGUCGUACAGCCAAUAACACAGCGCAUCCCAGUAGAGAUGCUCCAGGCAUCUAGACUUGUUCCACUGUUGGAGCUGAAUGGUCGCAGAUAUGGGAGUGUUGGCUUUGGACACUUCUGCAUAACCUGUCGUGUAAACUUGCCCCCUGCAGAAAGUUGGUACUUCUCCUUCGGGUCACCCUUAAUUAAUUAUUUACCAGAAUGUCUGCGAGCGCAGCAGGGUUUUCCUUACUCCGCAGCUGUGCACAGAAUGCCUUGCAGAUAUGAUGAAGGUCUUUAAAGAGUGCUUCAGGGGCCUGGUGUGAUUGGAGCUGAAUAUUGUCAGGUAGAGUAUUAAGCCUGAGUAGCCACUGGAUUGCUGAAGAGGUAUUGAAGGACUGAAAUAGUUUUCUUGACCACCUUAUCUUUUUCUCAUUUCCCGUUUUACUGGUGCCACUGAAUUAGAAUAUUAUAACAAUUACAUACCUCUUCUCCCACAGACCAAUUCCUGCCCAUUAUGCCGGGAUGAGUUACCCACUGACAGUCCGGAUUAUGAAGAAUAUAAAAAGGACAAGGUUUGUAUAAUCCUUAAUUUCAUGUUGUUGUAUAGAUUAGAAGCAAGACCCCUGUGAGUCUUCUUUAUUUCAUAACUCCAAUCACCAUUAGACAGCCUUUGGAUGAGAAUGUUGUGCCAUCUCCACAGACCACCAGUGUACAAUCUGUGAAACCCUGUUUUUAUUUUAUUCAAUUUUAGGCACGAAAGCAGCAACGAGAGCAGAGACUGGAGUAUUUGCAUGGUGCUAUGUACACUUGAGAAUAAGAUCACACCUCCUCCACCCAGCAAUUGCAUUUAAAUAGUGUCUGAAUCUCUUUACAGUUUGACUAGUGGCGCUCAAGACCAGACCUUAAGAAAUCAAUAAGAGGAGCAGACACUUUUAAUGUCUCUGCUUGAGCAGAAAACUUUUCAAAUUUUUUAACACAUACACUAAUGAUGGUAAUGAAGGAUGGGCUCCACAUCAGUUGUGUUGGUUGCUAAGAGAUCUCGGAUAGAAAAGGUAACAUAAUUUGUUUUGAUGUCCCUUUCAAUGUUUAUUACAAUUAGAGCAAAACAAUAUUUUUGUUUGUACAUGUUACAUCCGACCUUGGAUCUCUAGUAAUUAUUGGCAUUAAUUCCCAGAAUUCUCUACCAGUUCACAAUUCUGGUAUAUAAAAUCCAAACAGCUGGAAAGCCAAAGUUGGACACUCCUCCAUUUGAGUGGCCACUUUAUCCAAUUAACUUUGGCUUCCUGUGAAUUUUUGUUCCUGUCAUAUGAAAUUAACAUGGUGCCCAGAUAUACAUAGUAUAAUACUGAACCUGGGUAAAUCACAGCAUUUCUUAUUGAUACCUCCCAGUGUCUGUCCAUAUUAAAAUUACCAGCAUUUCUUAAAAAUGCUAAACUUCCAAGUUUUUGGUUUAUUACAUUAGACUUCAAAAAAACUUAUCAAUGAAAGAAAAAAAAAUUUCACUGUAUACUUUUAAUUUUCGAAUCACUACUCUGUAACCUUUGCUCAUCAUCUCAUACCAACUGCUGCAGAAAUCAUGCAAAUGAUGUCAAAUGGCUUUUAUUUUAAAGGCAAGACAUCAGGUCUGACUUAGGUGUUUAGAAGCUGAAAUAAAAGCUUUAUUUCACUCAAGUAUCCCAGCCUAUACUCCCCUGCAGUUUUUCUAAUCUGUGGUAUAUUUUUAUUCAAGUCACUUUAAAUUAUUAUUAUUUAUAAAGCGUUAACAAGUACUGUAGCGCUGUACAAUGGGUGGACUAACAGACACGUUUUUUUUUAACCAGACAAGUUGGAUGCACAAGAACAGAGGGAUUGAGGGCCCUGCUCAAUGAGUUUACAUGCUAGAGGGAGUGGGGUAUAGUGAUACAAAAGGGUAGGGUAGAAAAGUAGGUUGCUAGGAUAGUAUUCAUUGAAGGCUUAGUGUUUUGUUUUGAUGACAGUUUCAGGAGAGCAAUCAGGGUGCAGGGAGGGAAAGCUUUUCACAGUUUAAUUGAUAUGCUUUCCUAAAGAAGUACGUUUAAUAUUUUUUUUUUUUUUGAAGGAGUGGAGAUAGGGUGAAAGUCUAAGAGAGGGGAAGGGCGUUCCAUAGGAAUGUUGCAGCCCUGGAGAAGUCUUUAAGGUGAGCACCAGAAGUAGGAGUAUGAACAGAGGUUAGACGUAGGUCUCCAGCAGCGCAUAGGGCCUAGAUAGGACAUAUUUGUGUAUUUAUGAGGAUAAGUAGGUCGGAACAGCAUUGUGUCGAGUUUGUAAUCAAGUAUCAGCCUCUUAAAUUGACUCCUAUAUCUUAUGGGAAGCCAAUGUAGGGAAUGACAAAGGGGGAAGGCGUGGGAGGUGCGGGCAGACAGGAAGAUGAGCCUCGCCGCCGCAUUCGUUAUAGACAGUAACGGGGCAAGUUGGGAACACGUAAGACCACUGAGAAGCGGAAUUAAAGUAGUCAAGGCGAGAGAGGACGGCGGAAUGGACAAGCACCUUUGCCAUAUCUGGCGUUAAAUAGGGUCAGAUGCACGCAAUGUUUUUGAGAGAGAAGCGGCAGGAUUUGGCAAUUGAUUGGACAUGAGGGGGUGAAGGAGAAGUCAGAGUCAAAGAGAACAUCUAGGCAACGAGCCUUAGCGGUAGAGCGAAUGGUAGCGCUUGGAGGGACACAGACAAGGGAGUAACAACACUUGAGGCAGGGAAGACCAGAAGUUCUGUUUUGGACAGGUUCAGUUUAAGGAAAUGAGCAGCCAUCCAGUUGGAAAUAGAGAGGCAGUCAGAGACACGAGUCAAGAGGGGUGGUGAGAAAUCAGGGGAGGACAGAUAAAUUUAACUGUCAUCCGCAUAGAAAUGAUACUGAAAGCUGAAGGAGCUGAUGAGUUUUCCAAAGGAAGAGCCGUGUAGAUUGAGAACAAUAGAACAAAAAAAAUACUAUAAAUCUAUUGUUGUGUACUCUAAUUUGUAGAUAAACUAAUUUUGGUGAGGUUAUGAGUGUGUCUGUGUGUUGCACUGAUCACAAUGGAUUUCGGAUGUCAAUCAUCUUGCCACUCCAUCGAGAGAUACUAGUUGCAUCUAAAUGACCUAAAAACCUAUGCAGUUACCAAUCGUUUCAUGAUUAGCUGAAGUGCUUCAGCAGUUACUAGGACCAAUGCAAUUCUGUCACAAAAGAGUGCACCCAACAGUAAUCAAUCUAUACUUGUUUAAAGGAAGACAAUCCGGGAAAUCAACGGAGCUCUGGAUCUUUUUAAACUAUCAGUGAACAAAUAUCCUGUUAGAAAGCAUAAUGUUAAACUUUUGCCCUGGAGAAGUCUUAAUGGAAAUUAAUGUGGUUAUUCACUAAAGUUGUAAUGGACUCAUAUUGAAUGGGGCAAAACCAUUUAGACUGAAAAAUCCAGACAUUAUUUAUGCCAUUUAAAAAGGUCUGGGAUUUGUUAUUUAGGACCCAAACAGGCUGAAUUUCCUCUGUAUUAGUGAUAUGGGACCCCACUGCACAG